AUGGCACGGACGCGGCGGUGGAUGCUGCUACCUAGCGCCUCUGUCUCGUCCACCUCAACGCCGCAAUCCCUGUUCCAAGGUGCGUACAAUCUGGACACGAGACGCUGUCAGGACCCUCUACUACGCGCCCAAGACUUUCAACUCACGCUGGACGUAGUCACGGAAGACGAGGAGCUAGUACUGGCUGACGAGUGCUCUCACAGGCUCAAGCGCCGCCGGUACGAGGAAAACCACUGGGACGAUGUGAUUGUCAAGUUCAAGGAGAUGGAAUGCUCGCGCUGGUCUGCGGAGACGCUGCGCAUUCUGCAAAAGAUUCGGGACGCUGCUCUUCUGCCCCGAGGGCUCAACUACUUUCCGGCGGUGCAUGUGAUUGAGCUAGCUGAAGAUGGCUACAUCAAACCUCAUGUGGACUCUGUCAAGUUUUCGGGGCGAGUGGUAGCAGGCUUAAGUCUAUUGUCUCCUAGCAUCAUGAGGUUUACCGAAGAGCAUGGCGAGUCGGUUAUUGACGCGUACUUGCAACGUCGCUCUAUGUACAUGAUCACGGGAAGAGUCCGCUACCACUACAUGCACGAGAUCUUACCCGGUACGCAGCUGUUUCGAGGAGAUGUGUCGGUGAAUCGCACUCGCCGCAUCUCUAUGAUGUUCCGCGACGAAUUCUUAGAGGAACACGUUGGCAAGUAUCACACACCGUUUGCGAAACCCGACAGUGAGACGCAGUAA
Peronospora matthiolae is the source of this 720-nucleotide messenger RNA. Lineage: Eukaryota; Oomycota; Peronosporomycetes; Peronosporales; Peronosporaceae. The record is from the annotation of a GenBank genome assembly.